CUUUCCUAUUCGUUAAUUCUCUUUGGUCAUCCAUCUAAAACAUCACAGGGACAAGCCAUGGGAGAGUACUCGAGCAAUCCUGAGAAACAUGCAUUUGAUUUAGGAGCAUAUGUCGGAGACUUGGAUUUUGAAGAUGAUUCAGGCAGGAUAAAAAUUGAAAAUGAGGAUAUAUCGUCGGAAGGGCUUCAGCAAGAACUAGAAGAAUGUAAAACUGAUGAGGUUGUUGCCAAUAUACUAUCCAGUGGUGUCAAGCUUAGAGAAUAUGCUAAAGGUGUAGAAAAAAACCUAAGGAAGGUCGAAUUGGAUUCGAUUCAGGAUUACAUAAAAGAAAGUGAUAAGCUAGUCUCACUUCACGAUCAGAUUCGUGACUGUGACAGCGUCUUGUCACAAAUGGAAAUGGCCAUCAGUGGAUUUCAGGUGAAUGAAGAGUACAUGAAAACGCUUGAAACUCUGAGUAUGAAGCUGAGAUUUGUAGAAGCAGAACAAGCAGUGAAAAAUUCCAAAGCGUUACAAGAUGUAGAUCCUGAGCUCGAAAAGCUUCGGCAAAAAGCUGUUUCCAAGGUGUAUUAUUUUAUUGUCCAGAAGCUUAUAGCCCUGAGGAAACCCAAAACAAACAUUCAGAUUCUUCAACAGAGUGUGUUAUUUAAACACAAGUAUAUUAUCUCCUUCCUCAAAGAACAUGGAAAAGAAGUGUUUAUGGAUGUCCGUGCUGCGUACAUUGAUACCAUGAACAAGGUGUUAAGUGCACAUUUUCGUGCUUAUAUUCAAGCACUUGAGAAACUACAGUUAGAUAUAGCCACAUCAUAUGACUUGAUUGGGCUUGAGACUCGAACCACCGGCCUCUUCUCAAGAGCUAGGGAGCCACUAAAGAACCGCUCUGCCGUUUUUGCUUUGGGUGAGAGGAUACAAAUUAUAAAGGAAAUUGAUCAACCUGCAUUGAUCCCGCACAUAGCCGAAGCUAGCUCUCUCAAAUAUCUUUACGAAGUGCUCUUCAGGAGCUUGCACAAGCUUCUUAUGGAUACAGCUACUUCUGAGUAUAUAUUUUGUGGUGAUUUCUUUGGUGAAGAGUCCAUAUUUUAUGAAAUUUUUGCGGGUCCAUUUUCUGUCAUCGAUGAACACUUCAAUGCCGGUCUUUCAAACUGUUUUGAUGCUAUCGGGUUGAUGCUUAUGAUUCGCAUUAUACACCACCACCAGAGGCUAUGGUUGGUUUCCUUAGGGUCUUAUUCCUCUCUCAUUUUGCAAACUGAGCUGGUGAAUAUUUCUUUGUGGCCUCGUUUCAAGAUGGUGUUUGAUUCACACAUCAGCAGUCUGCGGGAUGCAAACAUAAAGGCAUUAUGGGAAGAUGAUGUCCAUCCUCACUACGUCAUGAGGCGUUAUGCUGAAUUCACCGCUUCGUUUAUUCACCUGAAUGUUGAGUAUGGAGAUGGGCAGCUUGAUAUAAAUUUGGAGCGUUUAAGAAUGGCUGUAGAUGCCUUGAUUCUCAAGCUUGCAAACUUGUUCCCAAAGCCAAAGCAGCAAGUUGCGUUUCUCAUAAACAAUUAUGAUAUGACAAUUUCUGUACUGAAGGAAUCUGAACCAGAAGGUGGGAAAAUUCAAAUGCAUUUUGAGGAAUUACUAAAGAGCAACACUUUCUUAUUUGUGGAAGAAUUGCUGGUGGAGCAUUUCAGUGACUUAAUCAAGUUUGUGAAAUCUCGAGCCUCUGAGGAUUCAAGCUCAAAUCCAGAGAGGUCCAUCACAGUUGCUGAAGUAGAGCUACUGGUGAAGGACUUUGGAAACAGAUGGAAGACAGUGAUAGAUUUGAUGCACAAAGAUAUCAUGACUUCCUUCAGUAACUUCUUGUGUGGUAUGGAGAUCUUGAGAGCUGCAUUGUCACAACUUUUUCUCUAUUACACAAGACUCACGGACUGCACCAAAGACAUAGAUGGUGGAUCUUCUCUGAACAGGGAUAUAGUCACCUUGGGAUCUCUCUCCUUGGAGAUCCAGAAAUAUCGCAAGAGUUUCUGAAAGGUAACAUAUGAAAAAGUAUGUAAGAUAAGUCAAAUCUUUCAAAGUGAAUACAAAGCCAGUAUUAUAUGGGUUAUGAAACUUAUGACAUUUUCUUUAGAAUAUUUAUUAAUGAAAAGAGUUACUAAAAUAUAUUUGGAGCUCAUCCUA
Molecule: messenger RNA, 2154 nt
Organism: Thlaspi arvense
Lineage: Eukaryota; Viridiplantae; Streptophyta; Magnoliopsida; Brassicales; Brassicaceae
Source: the annotation of a GenBank genome assembly